Solenopsis invicta (red fire ant) is the source of this 7118-nucleotide messenger RNA. RefSeq names its product ER degradation-enhancing alpha-mannosidase-like protein 3 (gene Edem2). The record is from RefSeq and is a predicted model, not a curated record. Gene Ontology annotation, cellular component: membrane; endoplasmic reticulum. Gene Ontology annotation, molecular function: mannosyl-oligosaccharide 1,2-alpha-mannosidase activity; calcium ion binding. NCBI's taxonomy places the organism in Eukaryota, Metazoa, Arthropoda, Insecta, Hymenoptera, Formicidae. Gene Ontology annotation, biological process: mannose trimming involved in glycoprotein ERAD pathway; endoplasmic reticulum mannose trimming; carbohydrate metabolic process. The coding region runs from base 1 to 4068 and encodes 1355 amino acids. The transcript is spliced from 17 exons.
AUGGCUUGUGAUGCUCUUAUUUGGGGACUAUUGUUUGUGGGAUGCAGUAUACAGGCACUAUUGGCUAUAUCUGAGGACGAUCUGUCGGAAUAUAUGAAUAAGGAGGAAAGAGAAGCUUUAAAGGAAGAGGCAAGAGAUAUGUUUUAUCAUGCGUAUAAUGCAUACAUGGAUAAUGCAUACCCUGCCGAUGAAUUGAUGCCAUUAAGCUGCAAAGGACGAUAUAGAGGCUCUGAACCAAAUAGGGGUGACAUAGAUUCUACAUUGGGAAAUUUUUCUCUUACUUUGGUAGAUACACUGGAUACAUUAGUGGUAUUGGGAGAUUUGGAAGAAUUCGAGAAUGCAGUCAAACUUGUUGCUAGAGAUGUAAGCUUUGAUACAGAUGUUAUUGUUUCCUUAUUUGAAACAAAUAUUAGAAUGCUUGGAGGUCUUCUUAGCGGUCACAUAUUAGCUGAAUAUCUGCAACAGAGGGCUGAUAUAAUGCCAUGGUACAGAGGAGAACUUUUGAAUUUGGCUAAAGAUUUAGGAUACAGAUUUUUACCUGCAUUUAAUACAACUACUGGAAUACCUUACGGCAGAAUAAAUUUAAAACAUGGUAUGAAAGGAGUUCCUAUGGAAAUAUCAAGAGAGACAUGCACUGCUUGUGCAGGUAGUAUGAUAUUAGAAAUGGCUGCUUUGUCCCGCUUAACAGGUGAACCGAUUUUCGAGGAAAAAGCGCAAAAAGCCAUGGAUGUUUUGUGGCGAAUGAGACAUCGUGGUACAGAUUUAAUGGGAUCUGUGUUGAAUGUCAACUCUGGGGAUUGGGUACGAAGAGAUUCCGGGGUUGGCGCCGGGAUAGACUCUUAUUAUGAAUAUUGUCUUAAGGCAUAUAUUUUACUUGGUGAUGAGAAAUACUUGGGCCGUUUUAACAAGCAUUAUCAAGCCGUAAUGAAGUAUGUUAGUCAAGGUCCUAUGUUGUUGGAUGUUCAUAUGCAUAGACCGAAUACUAACUCCAAAAAUUUCAUGGAUGCUCUAUUGGCCUUUUGGCCAGGUCUGCAGGUUCUCAAAGGUGACAUUAAACCUGCAGUAGAAACGCAUGAAAUGUUGUAUCAAGUUAUGCAGAGACAUAAUUUUAUACCGGAAGCAUUCACUACCGAUUUUCAGGUGCAUUGGGGGCAUCAUCCACUCAGACCGGAAUUUUUAGAAUCGACUUACUUCUUGUACCGAGCAACAGGCGAUCAUUAUUAUUUGGGAGUCGGACGUAAGGUACUCAAAAGUCUGCAAACGUAUGCAAGAGUGCCAUGCGGAUAUGCAGCUGUAUCAGAUGUUAGAACUAACAAACAUGAUGACACAAUGGAUAGCUUUGUAUUGUCCGAGACAUUUAAAUACUUAUUUUUAUUAUUCGCGGAACCUAGUGAAUUGGUUUUAGACUUGGAUGAAUUUAUCUUUACUACCGAAGGUCAUUUAUUGCCGCUCACACUUGCUUCUAUAAGGACAAAUAUUUCAUCUGAUUUUGAACGUGAUAUAGUGCACGUGAAUGAAUUUGACCGUACUUGCCCAAAUAGUUUGCACUUAUUUCCGGCAUCAGUAAGGCAACCUUUGAGAAAUAUGGUUGAGGAUGUAUGCCCAAGACGGUCGAUUAAACGAAGAUUAACCGCAUCACAAUUUCAGGCGUAUAAUUUAGAACAUCUGAAAAUGUUGAGUGACAUGGGAAUAACAACUCUAACACUAGCGGAUGGACGGGUUCAACUUUUGCACACAUUUUCUAAUGCAAAGACACCACAAGAUUCAGAAGAAGGACUUUUGUUCAUGCAGGAAAUGGUCGAACUCACCAAAAUGCAAAUACAACCAGAAACUAAGCCGCAAAUAGUAAUGUUUAUAAAACCUAACACAAAUCCACCAGAAAAAGUUACGUUACUAGCCGGACCAGCACAGUUUGGACCUGAAUUACAGAAUUUUGAUAAGAUCACUGGAAAAGUGAUGUUCACAUAUCCACCUGCAGCUUGCACAGAUCUGUUGAAUGCAGAUAGACUGGUGGGUAAGAUAGUGAUCAUGGAUCGUGGAAAUUGCAUGUUUAUAGAGAAGGCACGAAGAAUUCAACAAGCCGGCGCACUUGCUGGAAUAGUAUUGGAUAAUGUUGCAGGUUCAAGCGCGGCAACUUCACCCAUGUUUGCAAUGUCGGGCGAUGGAAAGGAAGUAGAUGAUGUCACGAUACCUGUUGUGUUUCUUUUUUUCACAGAAGCAGCUGAACUGAUGAAAGCCAUUAACGAGGCAAAUGGCGAUCUUACUGUCACAUUAGGGAUAUAUUCUUCAAAAGAAGAAAUUCAGCUUAAAGCACCUACCGAUUUAUCGCUGUUUGAACGUUUGAAAGGAUCAUUAAAAUCAUUUCUCAGUCGACAUAUGACUCCACAGGCGACAACUAUUACAUCCAAUUUGGAUAUGGUGAUUCCUAUUAUUGAAUCGCAAGAAAGUCAGGAGGAUGCUAUUGACUUUCAUUACUUUCAUGCAGAAAUUGUGAAAGAUUCGCUCGGUGGUGAAGUGAGAAUUACUGCCGCAUCCGAAGCUACAAUUAUUGUUCUAAGACCAGUCUCUACACCGAUAGAGAUUUUGUGGCAUCAGUUAAAGGAAGUGUUCGUCAAUCAAAUAUUUCUCAAUACUAAACAGAACAAAGGUAUAAGAAUUAGAAGUUUUAUCUUGGAGAGUUACUACAAUUGGGUCAAUAAGGCGCGUGGCGUGCUUACCAAAACGUCACUAUCCUAUAAAGUCCGAUGGUUCUUAAGCGAACUGCUAGUAGUUGCGCCAAAUUCAUCUAUUAAGAAGAUAGGGCAGUUAUUAGAACCAAACAAACAGAAAUUAUUGAAACAUUAUUUACUUACUAAUAUGGAUACUAUGGUGCUAAAUUUAAAAACCGUAGCUACAAAAUUGAAGAGUAUAAAAUCUGUGAGACCUGAGAUGGAACAACUGUUAAAAAUUUCGGAAUCUGGUAUUGCGCAGGUUGAAAAUUAUUCAUUCCUACGUCAUUUAUUGACUGACUUGUUUGAUGAAAAAGAUGAUAUUGUUAAUCAACACGUCGCCCUCUUGGAUCGUAUUCAUGCAGAGGUUCAUACUACAUAUCAAGAAAUAUUAAUUGAUGGAGUGCAAAGGCAUUUGGAGAAAUCGGGAAUAGAAGAUAGCUCAUAUUACGACAUACUGAUUGCCGAUUUGCAAAAGAAUUUAAAAAAUAUAGAUAAAAGAGAAAAGUUACUUGGAAAAACUAAAGAAAAUAAUUUAGCAGUUGCGGAAUUUAUUAGUGACAGUAGCAACGAAGGUAAAUUAGGACUAGAAAGUAAAAACAUAAAAAUUUUGAAGAAAACUAAGGAAUCGAGCACCGAAAAGUUGGAGGAUUUCGAAUAUUUUAUAUUGACGGAAAUAGAAAAAGCUGUGAAAUAUUCUGAGCAAAAUAUAUUACAAAAAUAUGAAGACAUAAGUGACGAAUCGAAAAAUAGGAUCGAAAAUAAGAAAGAUAAGAAUGUCAUUAAAUCCGGUGAAAUUACUCUGCACUCUUCUCAAAAUCAAAGUGAGAGUGAAAAUAGAAAGAAUAAAGUUCAGAGUACCUUUCAGGAAGAGAUAGAUUUUCUGCGAAUAACAAAAGUAAUAGAUGUGAAACUCGAAGAAACAACCGAAGACAAACAAGCGGAAAAGUCUUCUGUUGACUCCUCAUCGAUUGAUACUAAGAUUCACGUUUCUGAUACAUUUGUGGCUAAGGAUAUGUCUAAUACGAAGACAGAUUUUUCCAAGAAAAAACAUGUUAUAUUACAAGAAUUACAAAAAGGCAUUAGUGAUAUACAGCAUGGUGAUGAGACUGAUUUAAGAGCAAAAUCUAAUCGAAAAGAUUUGAUUGAAAGUAAAGUUACCACUGGUUUAUUGGAAGAAUUGAAAAAUCCUAUGUGGGUUAUUAAUGAAGAAAAAGUGUUUCAAAAAAAGUCAGAUACGUUCCAUAGUACUACAGUAGCCGAUAAAUUAAAAUAUGAUGAGGAAAAACCUAUGAGUAAAGAUAAGAUUAAGGAAGUUAAACCAAAAUCGCGUGUAAUUAAACAUAUCGAUGAAUUAUAACAAUAGCUUUGAGAUAUUUAGGCUAAAUUAUAAUUAUGCAAAAAAAAAUUUUCGACGGCCAUAGGGCUACGGCAUUACAACUGAUAUUUUUGCAUUGUGAUCUAGAUGUGCGUACAGUUAACUUUAAUUAACUUAUAUUCAUGUAAGAAAUAUUCUAGAAAAAUUAUACCUAUCUUAAGAAAAGUAGAAUCAUCAGAUCAUAUUGUAACUUUAUGAGGAAUCUAUGGAUUCUAAAUUGGUGCUUAUAAGAAAAUCUAUUUCAAUUUGUUACUUGAAGAAAGAUGGUAACACUACUGUAAAAUAUAUAGAUAUCAUGGACAUUACUUGUGUGACAAACGUAUGUUAAAGUGGUUGUGAUGAUGUAUUUUGAGCAGGGUGCUAACUCGUGUACAUUUUGUGUAUUAUAGUAUAUUUUAUAGACCGGUCUAACUAAUUCCGAUUAACAUAAAAAAUCGGUCGAUCAAAUUCAUAAAUUGUGAACUGCAAAAUUUUAAAUUGAUCAAAACUUUAACCUAAUUUUUAAAUAUUUUUAUUAAAAAGUUAAUUAUUAAUUUAAAGUGUUAUAUUUUACUUUAAGUAAUUUAUACAAAAUGGACAAGGAGAAAACAAAAUUAAUAUAAUCAAUUUUAAAUUUUGCAAUUGACUAAUUGUUAAAUUUAAUCGAUCGACAAGCUAAUCGACAAUAGUGAGAUCGGCCAUGUAUGUUGAAACAUAAUAGCAGCGAAGUUCUUUCUUCCAUGGAAACAAUUCCGAUGAAUCUGUUUUACAACUUGUAAUAUACAUAUAUGUAUAUAUGUAAAAUAUAUUACAAGUUGCAAUAUAAUAAAUAUAUAUACAACUAUGAUUGUAAAUUAAAAAAAAAUAGCACAACAUUCUGCGGUGUGAGAGCAUUUCUCACGAAUGAAAACGAAUUAGACACAUUUCUUUGACAUUUAUAUGUAUUAUUUUACUCCAAAGAUGUGCCAUGAUUAAUGAUAGUAUACAGAGUUGGGAAGUUACAAGUAACGAGUCAUCAUUAUCUUGUUAUAAUAAUGAUUUGAUAAUGAUGUUAUACAAUUUUUUAUGGUAGUAAUGAUAAUGCCCUAGUUGGAAGAUUUGCUUCUAAUAAGUAAUUCGUUAGUUUACUCGUUAUGCAACGAGUAAAAGUAAAGUGUUACUAAUGUGUUAUCUUGACUCAUGUAACUAGUCAAGUUAUUAUAAAUAAUUUUUUCUCAAUGAGUAACGCAUUCAUUGUCAAAAGUUAUUCCAAGUCUGGCCUUAUCAUUAUUAUCAUGGAAAAUUAUAACAUCCAAAUCAUUAUUAUAAAAAAAGUAGCGGUAACGGCGUUUACUUGUAACUCGUUGCAAGUAUCCUGAUAUUGCAUAUCUUUAUAUAUUUAUAUAUAUAUAUUUAUAUAUAUAUGUAUGUAUGUAUGUAUGUAUGUAUGUAUGUAUGUAUGUAUACAUAUAUGUAAUAUCAGGAAUAUAUGUAUAAUAUCAGGAAAGGAUUACAUAUCCUUUCCUGAUAUUGUACAUACAUUUAUCCUAUAAUGCAGUUUAAAAUAAUAUUUAAUGUAAAAAACUAGGUUUCAAGUAAUUUCUUUAUUUUUUUGCAAAAACUUUAAUGUCAAUCAUUUUUGUCAAUAUAAUAUUAAUGAUUUAUGAUAUAAAAUAUCUUGUCUAAAGUUGUGCAAUAUUAAACUUUUGUAUCGAUUGCAUAUACUAUUGUAAAUUAUUCAUUAAAUAGUUCUAAAAAUUUUUGCAGAAUUUUAUUAUAAUUUUUGAGUGUAUUGUUUUUAAUUUUUAAUAAAAUAUUAGGUAUCCCUCUACUUAAGGUGGAUUUACAUUUUGGAACUUUGAUAAUAAAUCGAAUUGAUGGAAUAAUAUUUAUAUCAUAUAAAUUAAACAUUAUACGUAAUAUAAUUAUUUUAUUAUUAAAAGCGAUUACAGACCUCUAUUUAGGAAAUGUCAAAACAAAUUUUUUUCUAGAUUAUAUAAUUCUUAAUAUUUGCUAUUACAAAAUUAAUAUUUAAACACAGAUUAAUUUUUCAACAAGUGAUUGAAAAACUAUUUUUUUCUAUAAUACAAAAAUUUCUGUAGUACAAAUUUUUCUUAAAACUGUAACUCAAUAUAGUAUUUAGUAAAUUAAUAUGUGUAAAAUUAAUAUUUAAUGUAGUUAAUCAGUUUUAUUAAUUAUUAGUUAAUGGCAUGCCGAUCGUAAGCCCAAAAAUUUAUAAGUUGAAAUAAUCGUAAGUAAAGGAAUACCUGUAUAUUAAAAUGUAUAUUUUUUAUUUAGUAACAAAAACAAAAUUUUAUAAAGAGAAUAUUAUAAUCGUUAAAAAUUUUGAUGUUAGUUACAACUUGUAAAUUAAAGUACGCCUUAAAUAGAUAUGUACAAAGAUUGUCAAUGUAUAUAAUACACAAGAAAUAUUGCGUUAUAUAUGUAUAACAAUGUUAUAUGUAUAUAAUGUAAAUUUUAUUAUAAUAUAAAUAGAUAAUGGAGAUAAGUUUGGUCUUUUGAUAAUUUUGAUAUUUCCCUUUUUUAUUUGUAAAUUUGUGAUAUUAAUUAUGCAUGAAUAUAUUUUACACAGCAUCAAUAUCUUGUAAUAACAUACAAAAUGAUAAUAUCAUGUAUAAAUUUAAUGGUAAUGUAAUAUAUACAAUGUAUAUAGCUAUUUACUGCUCUGACUUUGAUCACACAAGUAGUUUCAGUUAAUUGUAUAUGUUAAAUAAUAUUAGAUAUGUUAUAUAAUAUAUCAAUUAUAAAUAUAGAUGCUAUGUAAUAUGCUAUGUACAUGUAAGUCCACUAUUUGAUGUCAAUUUGCUGAUAGAUGCCAAAUAUUCAAUAUCAAGAUAUGAUGUAUAUUAAAUGAUUAUAUCUCUUUGUUGUGUUUGAUAAUGCAUACAGAAUUAUCAUUUAAAUGCUACCACUUUAUACCAAGUAGUCUUUUGAGACAUGUUGAAAUAAAAAAAGAUUUAAAAAAUAUGAGAAAUGAUUAAUGUUAAAACAGAAUUAUCUUUGUGAUGAAAACAAAUACAACUUUUUAAAAUAAAACUAAAUAAUCUUCCUAA